Emiliania huxleyi CCMP1516 is the source of this 1726-nucleotide messenger RNA. RefSeq lists its product as hypothetical. The record is from RefSeq and is a predicted model, not a curated record. Gene Ontology annotation, biological process: ribosomal large subunit export from nucleus; ribosomal large subunit biogenesis. The coding region runs from base 1 to 1473 and encodes 490 amino acids. The transcript has 5 exons. Gene Ontology annotation, cellular component: nucleolus. NCBI's taxonomy places the organism in Eukaryota, Haptophyta, Isochrysidales, Noelaerhabdaceae.
AUGGCCGCCGCGCCCUCGCUGGCCACGCUGCAGAACCUUGUCCGGCGCGACCCGGAUGGCUACACCGAGGAGGUCGGCCGGCGGCUGCGCCACUUCCAGUCGCUGCUCGCGCUCGUCGAGCAGCAGCCGGGGAGCAGCCCGGCCGACUUUCUGCCGCUGCUGAGCUUCGUCUCGCACAUCGCGGCGUGCUUUCCGUCGCUGAUGGCCGACCUGCCCGAGGGGCUCGGCCGCCUCCUCGAGGAGCGCCACGACGUCCUCGAGCCCGCCGUGCGGCGCGCGCUGCUGCAGGCGCUCGUCCUGCUGCGGAACCGCGGGAUGGUCCCGCCGCUCGCGCUGCUGCAGCGGUGCUUCCGGCUGUUCCGCUGCCGCGACAAGACGCUGCGCGCGCGGCUGUACGCCUACGUCGUGACCGACAUCAAGACAGCCAACCGCAAGGCGCGCGACCAGCCGCUCAACCGCGCGCUGCAGAACCACGUCAUCCACAUCCUGCAGGAGCCGAGCUCGGUGGGCGCAAAGUACGCGCUGCGCGCGAUGAUCGAGCUGUACCGCAGGCAGGUCUGGCGCGACGCCAAGACCGUCAACGUCAUCGCCUCCGCCCUCUUCUGCCCCCACCCAAAGCUGCGGAUCGCGGCGCUGCACUUUCUGCUCGGCGCGCACGACGCGCCGCGCGACGGGGAGGACUCGGAGGAGGAGGAGCUUCAGGAGGCGCGCGGCGCCGUCUCCAAGCUGCGCGAGCAGCUCGGCGGCAAGGACGGCUCGCACGAGUCUCGCCCCGGCCGCUGCGUCAACAAGAAGAAGCGCAAGCUGCAGCGCGCCAUGCGCUCGACCAAGUCACGAGGCAAGGCGGAGGCCGCGGCCUCGUUUGCGGCGCUCCACCUGCUGCACGGCCCCUCCGUGCUGCCCGGGUGCAGUAGGCAGGGAGCAGAAGAGGUAGGCGAGCAGCAGCGUGAUGUCGCGCUGGCGCGAGAGGAGGUUGAUCAUCAGCAGCCGCACCUCGAGUCGUCCACACUGCCCGAGUGUGAACGACUCGAGGUGCGGCUGCUGAUGAUCAACCUCCUCUCGCGCCUCGUCGGCGCGCACCGGCUGCAGCUGCCAAACUUCUUCCCGUACCUCCAGCGCUACCUGCAGCCUCACCAGCGCGACAUCACGCUGCUGCUCGCCUACCUCGCGAUCGAGGGCGAGGCCGUGGACCCGUUGGACAUCGCCGGCGUGCGGGCGCGCAAGGCGGCGACGCGCGAGGAGAAGCUGGCCUCGACGGUGGCGGGCCGCGAGGAGCGCGCCGCGUUCGGCCGGCGCAAGAAGAAGAAGACGGGCGGAAGCAGCAACCAGGAGAAGAAGAAGACCAAGAACUUCAUCAUGGCGACCAAGACGCGGCAGGUGCAAAACAAGGUGAAGCGGCGCGAGGAGCUGCAGCGCCGCGCUCGCCGGUCGAGCAAGAAGCAGUUCCGAGGUUCGGUGCGCAAGGGCCGGUAAGCAGCUUGCCCCGUUCGACUGGAGUGAGGUACGGUCCUGUUCGUCAGCUACGUUGCGCGUGCCUAAGAGCUAAGUGAGUUCGGCCGAUUUGGGUCAAAACGCUAAAAGCACUACGCCUAGGCGUAGAUUUGGGGCAAAACCACGACCGAAGUGGGCCCGCCCGGGGCAAAAUGGUAAAAGUGUAAAGUGGCGCGCCGCAGGCGCGCAAUCCGCAAAAACUAUAAACUUUGGAGAUUCUACUCUCCGUAACCGU